This is a messenger RNA of Diaporthe batatas, 2142 nucleotides long. Its product is annotated as UTP glucose-1-phosphate uridylyltransferase. Lineage: Eukaryota; Fungi; Ascomycota; Sordariomycetes; Diaporthales; Diaporthaceae. Gene Ontology annotation, biological process: UDP-alpha-D-glucose metabolic process; glycogen metabolic process. Gene Ontology annotation, cellular component: cytoplasm. Gene Ontology annotation, molecular function: UTP:glucose-1-phosphate uridylyltransferase activity. The coding region runs from base 345 to 1925 and encodes 526 amino acids. The transcript is spliced from 4 exons. The record is from RefSeq and is a predicted model, not a curated record.
ACCAGAGCACCAGAGGGACCCACUGGGAAUUCAUCUUUAAAGUUGUCCUUGUCCACGUCGUCCACCUCUGCCGGCCUGUUGUUGUCCUCUUCUUUUCCUCCUUGUCCUUGGCCUGCAAGUCCUCCUUAGAACUGUCAGUCGAGAUACCCAGACUCCCCCGAGUGUAGACAUAGACUUCGAGGGUCAUCUUCGGAGCUUCCCCGCCAUUUAACUUUCGAUAUCAACACGUCGCUCCCUCCCAAAAACAACCGCCUCGAUCCUUCCACCAACAUCUGGUGAUUUCGAGACAGCCCGCCCUUCCUUCCCCCAGAUCAGAACCACUUCCUCAGCAGAAACCAAUCAAGAUGGCCUCAGCAAUCAAGAGUGCUCUGCCCUCUCACCUCAAGCCAGGCAAUGCCACUGGCAACGGCGACGAGACUGAGUUUGCCGGCAAGCACCAUGGCAAGACUCGAUCCCACAUGGCUUUCGAGAACACCUCCACCAACAUUGCUGCGGCACAGAUGCGCAAUGCGCUGACCGGCCUCAGCGAGACCGUCAAGGACCCCGAGGAGAAGAAGCUGUUCGAGACCGAGAUGGACAACUUCUUCUCCCUGUUCCGCCGUUACCUCAACGACAAGGCCAAGGGCAACGCUGUCGACUGGGACCGCAUUGCGCCCCCCGCCGAGGGCCAGGUGGUCGACUACGAGGCUCUGGCUAACACCGACUCAGUCGAGUUCCUCAACAAGCUUGCUGUCCUCAAGCUGAACGGUGGUCUGGGUACCUCUAUGGGUUGUGUUGGUCCCAAGUCCGUCAUUGAGGUCCGUGACGGCAUGUCCUUCCUGGACCUCUCGGUCCGUCAGGUCGAGUACCUGAACCGCACAUACGGCACCAACGUGCCUUUCAUCCUGAUGAACUCGUUCAACACCAACGACGACACCGCCGCCAUUAUCAAGAAGUAUGAGGGUCACAAUGUCGACAUCCUCACAUUCAACCAGUCCCGAUACCCCAGAAUCCACAAGGACUCCCUGCUGCCCGUGCCCAAGAGCUUUGACUCUCCUAUUAACGAGUGGUACCCUCCCGGACACGGUGACGUCUUCGAGUCCCUGUACAACUCCGGAAUCCUCGACAAGCUUAUUGAGCGCGGAAUCGAGGUCAUCUUCCUGUCCAACGUCGACAACCUGGGCGCUGUCGUCGACCUGCGCAUCCUGCAGCACAUGUUCGAGAGCAAGUCCGAGUACAUCAUGGAGUUGACCAACAAGACCAAGGCUGACGUCAAGGGUGGUACCAUCAUUGACUACGAGGGCUCUGUGCGCCUGCUGGAGAUCGCCCAGGUCCCCAAGGAGCACGUCAACGAGUUCAAGUCCAUCAAGAAGUUCAAGUACUUCAACACCAACAACAUCUGGAUGAACAUCAAGGCCAUCAAGCGCGUUGUCGAGAACAACGAGCUCGAGAUGGAAAUCAUCCCCAACGGCAAGUCCAUCCCCGGCGACAAGAAGGGCGAGAGCGACAUCAGCAUCGUCCAGCUCGAGACUGCCGUCGGCGCCGCUAUCCGCCACUUUGGCAACGCCCACGGUGUCAACGUGCCCCGCCGCCGUUUCCUGCCCGUCAAGACUUGCUCCGACCUGAUGCUGGUCAAGUCCGACCUGUACGCCGUUAAGCACGGCCAGCUGCAAAUGAGCGCCAGCCGCUUCGGCGACGCGCCCCUGAUCAAGCUGGGCUCCGACUUCAAGAAGGUCUCCGACUUCCAGAAGCACAUUCCCUCCAUCCCCAGGAUCAUCGAGCUGGACCACCUGACUAUCACCGGUGCCGUCAACCUGGGUCGUGGCGUUACGCUCAAGGGCACCGUUAUUAUUGUUGCCACUGAGGGCAGCACUAUCGACAUCCCCCCAGGAUCCAUCCUGGAGAACGUCGUCGUCCAGGGUAGCUUGCGCCUGCUCGAGCAUUAAGCUGCUCUCUGUUCUGCUUUGUGUCAGGCUGCCUGUGUCCUGUCGUUCGCAUUUGUGAUGCCUAAUUGCAUUUGGGCCUUCCUUCUUCCUGGCUGGACUAUUUUGCUUCGCCGGUGGAAUAAAACAGGGAUUCAUAGUGCGAGAUGGAGUUUCUCUGCUGCGCAGCAUUAUCCUUUUUUAAACAGUAGUACAAAAGAGCUCCUAAUUCAAGAAAGUU